GCGGGGAGAGCUGCACGCUGGCAUCCAACACUUUCUUCUCUCCUCCACUUUCCUUCCCUUGUGGUCCGGUCUCGAAGGCCUCUUUCCUUCCUUCCGUGCAAGCAGCUAGUCUGUCUCUGUUGUUCCUUCUGCAGCAAGUACACAGCUAGCCUGUCCCCUCGGUCUACUCCUUCACUCUCUUGCUCCACUCGUCGUUCACCCAGUCCGUAUCAUUGCCCAAGAUGGUCAGACUCGCAUCCGUUUUCACGCUCGCUGUUGCCGGCCUGGUUGCUGCCGCGCCUAUCCGCCUGUCCAAGCGCGCCGCAUUCGCGCUCCAGGACUACGCUGCGUUCCAGAUCUCUGACGGCACCGCCGGCAACGCGCAAGCCGAGGCCAACGCGGUCUUCGUCGACCCCUUCAAUGGGGUUGACCUUGCCACCGUCGACGCGACCACGCUCAAGGCCGUCCAGACCAUGCGCGAGGCCGCUGAGGACGCGGAGACCUCCCAGUUUAACCCCGCGAUUGAGGCUGCCUCCGGUGCCGCCGCCACCGCGCUCCAGAACGGGAAGAUCAAGAACAAGGUCUUGAAGCUCACUGGCGAGGUCCAGGGCAUCAACAUCCAGAUCGCCCAGGCGAAGGCUGCGGGCAAGGACACCACCAAGCUCACUGCGUCGCUUGCCGCUGAGCAGAAGAAGCUGACCACGAACAUCGGUCUUGACACCAAGGCGGCUGGCCAGGCUUCCCAGGGCGUUACCGGUGGCGCGGCCGCCGCGUCCACCAACGAGGAUGCCACUGAUGCCUCGUCUUCCGCUGCUGCCUCCUCCACCAAGAAGGCCGCCGCUUCCGCCACGAAGACCGCCGCCGCUGCCUCCAGCACUGCUGCCGCUGCUGCUAGCGGCUCUGGUGUCGCUUUCGCUGUUCAGGACUACGCCGACUUCCAGAUCUCCGACGGCACGACCGGCAACGCCGCGGCUGAGGCCAACGCUGUCUUCGUUGACCCCUUCGCCGGUGUUGACCUCGCCACGCUCGACGACAGCGUCGCGGACAACAUCGAGACGAUGCGUCAGGCUGCCGAGUCCGCUGAGACCGACGACUUCAACCCCGCCAUCGCGGCUGCGUCGGGCGAUGCUGCCACGGCCCUCCAGAACGGCAAGAUCAAGAACAAGGUGCUCAAGCUCACCGCCGAGGUCCAAGGCCUGCAGAUUAAGCUCGCCAAGGCCCAGGCUGCUGGCUCCGACACCUCGUCCAUCGAGAGCAAGAUCGCUGCGGAGCAGAAGAAGCUCACCACGAACAUCGCGACCGACACCAAGAACGCCGGCGAGGCCUCCCAGGGCGUCGCCUAAGCGUUCUCCGCAUGUUCAUCCGAGCUUCCUGGUUGUGUUUCCCGCACACCCCACUGCUGCAUUAGAACACUUUGUACCGUUCCUAGCGCACUUUUUCCCUUUUUGCCAAUCCAACUGGAUACGGAGAG
Messenger RNA from Trametes versicolor FP-101664 SS1, 1450 nucleotides. RefSeq lists its product as uncharacterized. Lineage: Eukaryota; Fungi; Basidiomycota; Agaricomycetes; Polyporales; Polyporaceae. The transcript has 5 exons. The record is from RefSeq and is a predicted model, not a curated record. The coding region runs from base 222 to 1322 and encodes 366 amino acids.